Molecule: messenger RNA, 3306 nt
Organism: Caenorhabditis remanei
Lineage: Eukaryota; Metazoa; Nematoda; Chromadorea; Rhabditida; Rhabditidae
Exons: 9
Coding region: 1-3306 (1101 amino acids)
Source: RefSeq, a predicted model, not a curated record
AUGAAAAUUGAGUCUAUCGGAAAACCGGAGAGAUGUGAGAAAACUGCCAAGGAUUGGAUUUUCAUCAACUAUCGGAAAAUAAAAAAAUCAAUAAUUCCCGGAUAUUUCAAUUUUCUCAACAAAGUGGUGGGUGUAAAAGUGGAAGAAAUUAUCACCAAGAACUUAUUUGAACCUGAAGAGAUGUUCGCUCGAAACCUCCAUAACAUUAUUCACUCGGAUUUAAUUGGCAGGAAUCGAAGAAGUGUCCGCAAACUGAUUGGACUGGAAGAAGUGUGUGAAGGAUGUGUUGAUUGUAUGGAUAUGGCGACACGAUGUGUGGAGUAUGGACCAUUGAGAUUUAAAGUGCUCAAAGAAAUCAAGAAGCCAAUUCAUUAUAAAAAACUGCAUAUUUCAGAUAACACUAUUUCAUGUGACACACUGCUUCUGUGGAUAUGUGAAACGAAAGAGUGCUACGUUAAUGGAGUUCAGGAAAAUGCUCACUUCUCAAUGCCACGAGAAGUAUUGGAUGUUAUGAUAAGGACAUGGAAUGUGAAAACAAUACGAAUGAAUAUGAUUGCAUGCACAAGUGAGAAGAUAUGCCAUGAGAACUGGAUAAAUAAAGGAUAUUUUACGAAGAUCAAGUUGGAUGAUCCAUACUGGAAAACGGGUCAAUCCAGUGACUUGAAACUCAAACAUGUUUCCGUCAAAGUGACGGAUUCAUACGAUUGUGCUGGUGGCCUAAUUUACAGUAUCCCGAAAACUGGUUACGAGAAGAAUUUUGAGAACUACAUUGCAAAUCUCCGAAGACUAUUCCAAAUGGACAAAUUAUCGAUUGAUUUCAGUCACUGGAGACAUAGACACAGUGCUAGUUUGGAAGACUUCAUGACGAAUAUAUUGAGAGUGAUUCAAUUGGAGAAACAACGGAAACUCGAAGUGAAUAUUCAGUUUUUCACCGAGACUUGCAGUUUUAAAGUGGGGAAUUCUGAAAAAUUGGCUGAAAUUCCAUCGGAAUACUCGUUGCUCAGUGAUCGAGUGGAGUGUAACCGAAUGUUUGUCCCAUCAGAUGUUGUCGAAAGUGGUCCAGAGAGAUUAAAUAUGAUUAAAUGGGUUGGCAGACGAUUUCAGGUGAAGGAUAUGGAUAAUCAUUUCACACUCAACUUGAAUAUUUAUGUGAAGGAAACAGAGUUGAGGAAGUUGGAUAAGGGAUUGAUGGAGACACAUCCGAAUAGCUUGAUUGGAGUGUUUUUUCCUCAGAAACCUUUGGAAAUUUCUCGAAAACUGAUGGCGAAACGUCUGGUGGCAAAAUGUCUCGGAGCCGAAUCAAUCAAGAUUGGUCUUCCGAGCAAUGUGAAUGACAUCAUUGAAAGCAAUAUUCUUCCAGGUUCAUCCAACUCAUCGAUGCCACAUGACGCCACCCAGUCAUUCUUGAACCAAAAGAGCUUCAAAAAUUCUCCCCUCGCGGCUCCUCAGAAACCUAAACCACUCCAACAACUUAUGACGUCGUCAGGAGCCGAUCAGAUUCAGAAUCACUCGUUCUCCACAAAAGCUACGGCGUCACCUCAUCCAUCUUAUCUGCCAAUGCUUCAAGACGUGCAACAGAUUCUCGAUUCGUCUGCAAUUCUACUCGACGGACAACACGAAGCGGCGGCGAAUGUGAAGAAGAUGCAGGCGAAGAUGCCACAUAUUCGCGAUGCGUUGUCGCCACUUUUCGAGCGGAUGGAGUCCUCAGCAGCACUGUUAAAGGACAUUUUGGAGAAGAUGGGAUCGAGUAAUCCACUCGUCGAUUGUAUCAAACAAAAAAAUGGGGCGUCAUCGUCGCUUUUCAACGCUUCCUAUAGUCCGAUCUUCAAAUUCUCGAAUAAUGUUAUGGAGGUUGAGAAACUGCAGAAUGAGGUUGCCGAGUUGAGGAAUGAGUUGGAGAAGGAGAGAGUGAGAGGAGAUAUGAAAUCUCGUGAAGCUGCUCAAAACUUUAAGGAUCUCGAAGUGUGUCAGGCGAAACUGAAAAAAGUGGAGGCAGAGAAGACAGAGUUGACGAAUGAGCUGUCGAGACUCGACGACUCUCAUCGCCGACUCGUCGCCGAGUUGGAUGAGGCGAAACGGCAGAUGGAGAAGACUCUCGUCCGUUGUGCGGCCGAACAAGACGCUCGUCUCAAUGCAGAGGAGAUUCUGGAGGACACGAAGAGAUCGGUUGAGGUGUUGAAGAGAGAACAUGCGAAUGCUAUGAUGAUCGAGGUGGACUAUCGAGUGACUGAGGCAAAAGAACUCGUCGAACGAGAGAAAAAGGCGAUCAUCGAGUCGUUGUCGAGUGAGUUGCAGACGGCACUUGCCGAGAAAAACGCGGUGAGAGAUCAUCUGGAGAGGAUGGAUCAGGAGAUGGAGCUCCUCAGAAGACGUGCUCGAGAGGCGGAGGAUCGAGUGGAACGGACUGCGAACGAGAAGCAUGAAAUGGUCAAACAAAUUGUGUCAUUUGAAGAGAAGAUUGUGAGGGCGGCGGCGUUUGAGAAGGAGGCCAAGGAGAUUGAGGAUAUGGUGAACGGAGGGCUGGAAAGAGUCAGGAAGGAGGUCGUCGAAUUGACAAAGAAGACGUUGAAGACACAGAUCAUUUCGGGCGAUGCCUCGUCGAUUCGCCUCGUAUGCGAUGAACUCUGCCGCCGCCUGACCCGUGAACGUGAACAGCAACACGAGAGUGCAGAAACGAUGAAAUGUGUGAACGACAACAUUGAGCAGCUGCAAAAGGAGAAUCUCGAGAUGCAGUCAAAGAUCAGAGAGUUUCAAGGAGUAUCAAAGAAAUCAUCGACCUCUAAUAACAAGGAGAAUGCACCGCCUCCAGUGGUGUCGUCGGAGGCUCCAAUCACUGCUCCACCAUCGUCCAGUCAGAAGACGUCGACGACUGCUUCUAACUUUGUCAAUCCCACCCGUCAACUCCUUCACGAAUCAACGAUGGCAGUCGACUCGAUUGUGCAGAAGCUGAAAAAGACGUAUACGAUGUCUGGAAUGGGAGAACAACUGAAAGAAACGAUUGGAAACUUGAUCAUUGAAUCCCGUGGAGUCCGUGACUUCCUCCAUCAGAAGUUGAUCCUUUUCAAGGGAAUCGAUAUGACGAUGUGGAAGAAUGAUUCGGUGGAUCAGUUGGUCGAGAAACUCGCACAAUAUCUUCAGGAUAAUUUGAUUCUUGAAGAGCAGAUUAAGAAGUAUAAAAAGGAGUUGAAACUCACGAAAACUGUCAUUCCGAAUCUCGGCGCCAACUUGCAGGAGCGAAUCAAACGAGAAAUUGGUGGAAUCGCAUCGGAUUUGGGCGCAGUGAAGGCUCUCCGCAGUAAGAAAUGA